AUGGCCCCCUACACGUACAAUAGUCACCCCUUGGAGUCGCCUCCCCACAGUCCUCGGUCUGUGGAUUCGGAUUCCGGUCGAUCAGCUGGGGAAAGGAAAUCAUCCUGCACAUCGACCCAGUCAAUAUCUCCUGUCUCACCUGGCCUGAUACCCAAGGUCCAACUGGUGCCUUACACGAGAACCGCGAGUUUCGAUGUCGCCCUCUCCGAUGCCGAACGAGAAGUCUUGAAAAACACCAACUUUGACUCCAUGGACUUGUCCUCACAAGACUUCGAGUUUGAAGACAUCUUCACCUACGACAAGCCCCAGAAGAAGUUGACCAAGGUCGUCGAAGUAUCAAGGCCAACCAGAGAGCACCGGGAUUGGUCGAACUUCUCCUUUUCCCAUUACUCGGCGGCGAUAAAUGCUCGACAAAAAGUCAACAGACAGAAGUCAGGCAUCGGAGAGCUGUAUAUGAAGAACAAGAGAGACGCUCAGAAGUGCUGA
This is a messenger RNA of Exophiala oligosperma, 486 nucleotides long. RefSeq lists its product as uncharacterized. The record is from RefSeq and is a predicted model, not a curated record. The transcript has a single exon. NCBI's taxonomy places the organism in Eukaryota, Fungi, Ascomycota, Eurotiomycetes, Chaetothyriales, Herpotrichiellaceae. Bases 1 to 486 code for a protein of 161 amino acids.